GCUACGCUGUCAGAUGUAAACAAAGUGCUGUAGCCUUCUCCAAGCAGCCAAAUAAACCAUAUUUGAUUACUUUAUUUCGCAGGGAUAAUGGCUUAAUCUUACGGAAUCAUUUGCAGCAACAGAGGUCCCAUGUUGUCAUUGUGUAUAAAUGUCUGCUUUGGCAAUUAUUAUCAGGGUUGGCGUGUCAAAUCGCAUACCUUGCACGUCAACGCGGGGGACAACAAUCUUUAACGCUUUCAAGCAUAACAUCCACGGAAACCUGUUAGGAUGAAUUUGAUACAUAUCCGUUUCAAUUGCGAUCUUCAAUCUGUUAAAAUAACUCGUUUGGUUAACUAUUUUGAUUAGUUGUUCAGUAAAGUAAACUUGGACAUCGGACUGUCACGUGACCCAGAUAGCCUCUCGCUCAAAAAAUGGUUUCAAAUCUGUAUUUGCAUUUCUUGACCGUACGAAAAUGAAGUUCUCGCAACUUUUUGGGCGACUUAAAUCUGUAGUUAUUGGAAUGAUUCAUGUCCAAGCCAUGCCAGGUACGCCUUUGAAUAAGAUGAACAUUUCCCAAAUUACCUAUGAGGCAUGCAAAGAAGCAGAGAUAUACCUAAAUGUGGGGAUUGUAAGUAGAUACAUUGCACUAAGAAUGGAUGGCUUGAUCAUUGAAAACAUGCAUGAUAUCCCCUACUCCUUAUCCGUGGGGCCCGAAGUGUGUGCCUCCAUGACAGCAGUGUGUACCACUGUGAGGGGCCUCUGUCCUACUCUGCCCCUUGGAAUACAAAUACUGUCUGCUGCUAACAAACCCGCCAUAGCUGUGGCUCUCGCUUCAGGUCUAGAUUUCAUGCGAGCCGAGGGCUUUGUGUUUUCCCACGUGGCGGAUGAGGGCCUUUUGAAUGCAUGCGCUGGGGACCUGCUGCGGUACCGCAGGCAGAUAGGAGCAGAGCAUAUCCAGAUCUUCACUGACAUCAAGAAGAAACACAGUUCUCAUGCCCUGACGUCUGAUGUGAGCAUAGAAGAGACAGCGAAGGCAGCCGAGUUCUUCCUCUCAGACGGCAUCAUCGUCACGGGGAUCGCGACCGGGGCGCAGGCAGAUCCACAGGAACUCAAAGCGGUUGCCCUGAGUGUGAACAUCCCUGUGCUGAUCGGCUCAGGAGUGACGUACGACAACGUAGAUCACUACAUGGACGCAAACGCCAUGAUCAUUGGCUCUCACUUCAAGAAGGACGGCCACUGGGCCAAUCCUGUCGACCAAGAGAAUGUCAGGAGAUUUAUGAGCAAGAUCAAGCAACUUCGAGGAUAAGGCUGUUGGGUGGUACUGACUUCUUAUUUCCCCAGGUUGGAAUGUGUCCAAGUGUUUUCCUUUCGUAGAAAAUGUUAUUGUCUUAUGACAGAUGCCUUAUCCCCACCUGCUCCUGUAUUACCUUUAUCACAAUUCACUGCAAGAUGCUAUGGAUACAAAUAACACUAAAUAGUACAAAUUGUUUUUUUUUUACUUUAUAUUUUCUCAAUAAAAUGACACCCAGGCCACAAUUUAAAAAACAAGAUUUAUUCGAUUUUUUUUGUACAUUUUUAUAAAUAUUCACAAAUACAAAACGGCUGUACAUAAUACAAUUUCAUACAUUAUGUAAAGGCUUCAAUGAUGUAACAUGUUAAAAAUAAGAAUCCACUGAAUAUUAUAAAAUGGUAUACAUUCUGUAAUCUUUAAUCAGAAUUAAUUUUAAUUGCAAAGACGUUUAAACAUUAAAAUGACAAGUUAUGUUUCUUCACAUAUCAUAAUUUCUGUUGUUUUGUAUGUUUGGUAGCGUGGCUCAUACAAUGUUCCCGAAAACAUUUGAUGCAUACGGUGAAAGAGUGAAACUGCCGUGUACCAACAAGAGGCAAACAUGUUCAUGCAUACACAAGGAACGUUUGUGUCAUAAUAAUUUUUGGUAACCAUAACCAAUAAAGGUUUUUAGAUGUAAUCUGGCUAGCAAACCCAAGUACGUUCAUGUAAAAAAAA
Messenger RNA from Gadus morhua (Atlantic cod), 1984 nucleotides. RefSeq lists its product as uncharacterized. The transcript has 7 exons. The record is from RefSeq and is a predicted model, not a curated record. NCBI's taxonomy places the organism in Eukaryota, Metazoa, Chordata, Actinopteri, Gadiformes, Gadidae. Bases 452 to 1285 code for a protein of 277 amino acids.